Messenger RNA from Impatiens glandulifera, 1513 nucleotides. Its product is annotated as probable serine/threonine-protein kinase PBL10. The transcript is spliced from 7 exons. The record is from RefSeq and is a predicted model, not a curated record. Gene Ontology annotation, molecular function: ATP binding; protein kinase activity. Gene Ontology annotation, biological process: protein phosphorylation. NCBI's taxonomy places the organism in Eukaryota, Viridiplantae, Streptophyta, Magnoliopsida, Ericales, Balsaminaceae. Bases 163 to 1338 code for a protein of 391 amino acids.
UUCAUUCCAAAAGAGAAUAUCACAACUGUUUCAUUUAAAUCAAAUUGGAUUCACCGGAUUUCUUCUUGCUUCACGUAAUCAACCCACAAAUCUACCAUUGAGAAGAAGAAGAAGAAGACCAUAGACUAUUUAACAGAGAAAAACAAUUUAUGUUCUCAUGUCAUGGGUGCUUGCUUAAGCGAUCUAUACGAAACCCAGAAACCAUUUCAGACAGGGUCAAUUUCAAAGAGAAAAAGGAAGAAUGUGAGAAGCGAUAGUAAUUCGAGUACUACUUCUUCUGGUUCAAUCACUCAUCCUAAGAGUGAGGGUGAGAUAUUGCUGUCUUCUAACUUGAAGAAAUUCACAUUCGAUGAACUAAGAAACGCCACUAGAAACUUCCGUCCUGAUAGUGUGGUGGGUGAAGGAGGAUUUGGAUCGGUUUUCAAGGGUUGGAUUGAUGAGCAUUUACAGUUGGCUGCAACACCCGGUUCUGGGUUAGCCAUUGCUGUUAAAAAGCUUAACCAAGAAGGUCUUCAAGGGCAUAAGGAGUGGUUGGCUGAAAUAAACUAUCUUGGUCAAUUGAAACAUCCUAAUCUUGUGAAACUGGUUGGUUAUUGCUUAGAGAAUGAUCAUAGACUAUUGGUAUAUGAAUUCAUGGCAAGAGGAAGCAUGGAGAAUCAUUUAUUUAGAAGAGGAUCUUACUUCCAGCCACUCUCUUGGAGUCUUCGAAUGAAGGUUGCUCUUGGAGCUGCAAAGGGGCUCGCAUUUCUUCAUAGUGAAGAGGCUAAAGUUAUAUAUCGAGAUUUCAAAACUUCAAAUAUCUUGCUUGAUUCAGACUACAAUGCAAAGCUUUCGGAUUUUGGGCUGGCUAGGGAUGGUCCUACAGAUGAUAAGAGCUAUGUCUCUACUAGAGUCAUGGGGACAAUGGGUUAUGCAGCUCCUGAAUACAUUUCCACAGGGCAUCUUACGACGAAGAGUGAUGUAUAUAGUUUCGGGGUAGUAUUCCUAGAAAUGUUAACUAGCAAAAAGGCAAUUGACAAGAGUAGGCCAAUUGGAGAGCAAAGCUUGGUGAGUUGGGCUCAACCGCAUUUGAUGAACAAGAAGAGGAUCUUUCAUAUAUUUGAUAGGCGUCUUGAGGGACAAUAUUCGAUAGGACAGGCAGUAAAGGCGGCUAACCUUGCCCUUAGGUGUCUAUCUCUGGCGCCCAAGUCGAGACCGAGUAUGGAUGAGGUGGUGGUUGCCCUCGAGCGAAUUCAGGAAAGGAAGAAAGUUUCAGUCAAGAGCAAACUAAACGAAAAUAAAAUCAGUAGCACUAAUGUGCAUAAAUCGUUUAAAAAUAGUGCAUCUCUAUAUACUUGAUAAUUUUAACAUUGAAGAACAUCAAUGUUCUUAUGAUUUUUUUGAAUUUUGAAUAUAAUUAUAAAUGGGACUUUUGAUGAAAACCCAUUAUUAAGAAAACAAAUAUGUUGUAGUUUGUUUGUGUUUUAAGUUUCCAUAUCUGUAAAUAUAAAUCUCGUAUUUCUUACGUUAUAGA